Molecule: messenger RNA, 932 nt
Organism: Gryllus bimaculatus (two-spotted cricket)
Lineage: Eukaryota; Metazoa; Arthropoda; Insecta; Orthoptera; Gryllidae
Source: the annotation of a GenBank genome assembly
CGGGGGGCGGCGGAGGCGGCGGCGGCGGGCGCGCCGGGCGUCGAGUAGCGAGGCUCCGUCCGCGGCCCGGACUCCGAUUUCGAUCUAACCCGGCCGCGUCGCCUUGUGCGUAAAAUCUCGCUCGCGUGACGCCUGCAGUUCCAUCUGCGGGUAGCGAGCGUGCGGACCGCCCGGCACCUCAACGCCCGGCGCUGUGGACUGGACCUGUUCGCUCGCUGGGCGCCGCCAACUGCCGACGCGUUUGCUUCCUGCAAUAGAGCCGCCACGUAGGUACCGUGGGGUGCCGGCCGCAGUGGCGCGGUCGCCGUGAAGGGCUCGAACCCGCUCGCAGCGCGCAGGGCCCAGCGCCCGACCAGUGCCCCGCCCCCGCUGCCCGCACGCCGCCUCUCGUCAUGACCAGCGCAUCCGGGCUGCACGUAGAGCCCGUCGCAGCCGCCGCCGCAGCCGUCGCCACCGCCGCCGCCGCCACGGGAGUUCAAUGGAGGCGGGAGGUGAUGUGCGCGGCAGGCCCCCGGUGCUCGCGUCCCUGGUGCCGGAAGCGCAGCACCUGGACACUGUGAGGGCGCUGCACCAGACGGUGGUGGCGCUGCGCGUGGCGCUAGAGAAGUCUCGCGCGGAACUACAGGAGCUCAGGCAGAAGGUGCAGACGCACAUCGACACCAGCGUGUACGUGGACACGAUCGAGCGGCUGUCUCUGGAGAACCACGUCCUCCGCCAGCGCGUGCUCUCGGCCAGCGACUCCUCGGACGGGCACGCGCAGGGGCCCGGGCACGCGGCGGGCUAUGCCCUGCGGAGGGACACGCCCUCGCCAGGCGCCGCCACCUACACGCUGAGCCCUGUGCCCGAAGCCAUGGACAAGGUCGCCUCUCCGCUCUCCGCCUCUCCCAGGGAAAAGUAAGCGCGCGGCAGCGUUUUCUCAGCCUCCUGCACGG